Messenger RNA from Lathyrus oleraceus (garden pea), 1484 nucleotides. RefSeq names its product bZIP transcription factor 11. The record is from RefSeq and is a predicted model, not a curated record. Gene Ontology annotation, cellular component: nucleus. Gene Ontology annotation, biological process: positive regulation of DNA-templated transcription. The coding region runs from base 526 to 1017 and encodes 163 amino acids. Gene Ontology annotation, molecular function: DNA-binding transcription factor activity; transcription cis-regulatory region binding. NCBI's taxonomy places the organism in Eukaryota, Viridiplantae, Streptophyta, Magnoliopsida, Fabales, Fabaceae. The transcript has a single exon.
CCUCUAUUACUUCCUCUUCUCCUCUUUCCUUCUCCCACCCCUUACUUUACUAAUUACACCUCUCUUUCUUCCUUCUCCCCUUCCUCACAUCUUUGUAGUUUUGUUUUGUUUUUCUUAAAAACAUUCAUUGACUUUGUGUUUUUUCUUCUUUUUUUCCUAACACCAUAUGAAAAACUCUUAAUAAUUAAUUAAUUUGAAUAUUAUUGAUGCUGAGCAUCUUCAUAUUGUUCAUGCUUCACAUUCAUGUCUCCAGUUCUUAGUGAAAUCCUUCUUUCUGGAUUUAUCAUAGAUUCAUCCUUAAAACGUAGGACACACUUAGUUCAAUCUUUCUCUGUUGUCUUUCUCUAUUGGUUCUAUGUUUUUUCAUAAAUCUCUUAACACCACUCCAAAAUUACACUAUAUUAUAUAACUAUAUAAUAAUCAUUAUUAAAUAAUAUAAGAUUUCGAACUUUUAUUUUUAUCUUUGCUUUUGGAAUUAAAAAAAGAACUGGUUUAUUAUUUCUUUAUUGUAAAUAUUAUUGUUCCAUGGCCACGUCUAGUGGAAACUCUAGUGUGUACACAAAAUCUCAAAGCUAUGGCUCUGAGGAAGAUUUGCAAGAUUUGAAGCUUUUGAUGGAUCAAAGAAAGAGGAAGAGAAAACAAUCGAACCGCGAAUCGGCGAGAAGAUCGAGAAUGAGGAAGCAGAAGCAUAUGGAUGAUUUAAUUGUUGAAGUUGAAAGACUAAGAAAUGAAAAGAGUGAAAUGAUUACAAGGACGAACAUGUCAACACAACACUUAUUGAAAAUGGAGGCUGAGAAUUGUGUUCUAAGAGCUCAAAUGUGUGAACUUAAUCAAAGGCUACAAUCAUUGAAUGAUAUCAUCAACAUGAUGAAUGCAACAACAAUUUCAGAAGUUAAUUAUCAGAAUAAUGAUUGUUUUUUAACAGUUGCAGAUAAUUGCUUCAUGAAUCAAAUGAACAACAUGUCAUAUCUUAACCAAUUACCAAUUAUGGCUUCUGCAGAUAUGUUUAUGUGGUGAAUUGUUGAACCUCAAAAAAAGAGAAAAAAAUAUAUAUAAGUUAAGUCCAAUAUUUUGAGGAACUUAAUUGCAAAAAAUAUGAUUAAUAGUUUGCUUUAGUACUACUCAACAUUGUUCAAUAUUUUUAGGAAAGAAAAAAAAAGAUGUUGUGGAAGUGCUUUUUUCUGCUUUUCUAUAUUAGUUUGUGUGUUGUGAGUUUGCUUUUUCUAGAUGUUAAAAUAGUAUUGGUGAGUUUGCUUUUUGUAGAUGUUAAAAUAGUAUUGGUUGUUUUUCUUACCAAUAAAAUAAGUGCUUGAUUCUCCUAUGAAAAAAGGUGUUUGUCUCUGUCAAUUACUUUUUUUAAAGUAUCAUCAAUUAGAAACUUUAUUUGAUGGCAACAUGAAAUAUGCUCUCACACCUGUCAUCUUUGGGAGUAGCUUGAGGACUUAUUUUUGAAGGAUUAAUGAUAUUUAUACAACUUUGUCAAA